Molecule: messenger RNA, 1032 nt
Organism: Aspergillus japonicus CBS 114.51
Lineage: Eukaryota; Fungi; Ascomycota; Eurotiomycetes; Eurotiales; Aspergillaceae
Exons: 1
Molecular function (GO): N-acetyltransferase activity
Source: RefSeq, a predicted model, not a curated record
CGACACGCUUUAGGGCAAUACCGCUCAGCUGGAGUUACAGCGGCGUAUUCUGUCUCAUUGAAGGAAAGCCCUGAGCUGCUUCUGCGCGUUCGGUUCGCUCUAGAACGGAGCAUCCAGGCAACGGUUCGACAACAUCCUGGUUUAUGUUUUGGCGUCUCAGAUGAGAAGAGCGCGGGCAUCCCCCUGUUCAAGCAAUUGCAUCACAUCGACCGAGAGGAUGUGCUUGAGAUUAUCCCUUUCCGUGAUGCUACGUCAAUGAGUGACGAAUCGGGUGAUUCAACAGCAGAUACUAUACUGUCUCAGGUUCUCGGUGACCGGCACGGCGCAAUCUGGCCCAGUAACAAACCAGCCUGGAGGGUUGUCGUGUUAGAACACCUGCGUGACCAAAACGGCCCGAACACGAAUCAAGCUGUUCUGGCGAGGCUUGACAUCGCCUUUCUUGCACACCACGCUAUUGCGGAUGGGCUCAGCGGCUUAUCCUUCCACGAGUCCCUGAUGGAAAACCUGCCCGAUAUCUCAGCAUCAGCCUCGCCACCAACUUGGCCCAUAGCCGUCAGUGAGACCCUGGAGGCGCCAGCUCCCGUUGAAGAGCGUGUGGCCUGUCUCUCGUGUACCUGCGCUCUCUGCGAUGCUCCCCCAUCCUGCUACGAACCAGUGUGGGCAGGGGCUGCUGUACCCCCGGGGCCAACGGCGCGCUUCGAAUCUAUGGUUCGAGUGGUGACGAUCCCAGCCGAUAGGCUGUCGGGCGUCUUGGGAAGGUGCAAGCGGUCUAACAUCACGCUGACCGGACUCCUACACGCGUUGAUCUGUGCCUCUCUCCGCCGUCGGAUCGCCGAGGACCACCGCGGCUUUCGAGCCGUGACGCCCUUCUCGGUGCGCCGGCACACCCAGGCAUCUGCUGGUGAUAUGGUCAACCACAUCUCCUACUUGACUAGCUACGUACCCCGUGCCCAGCUGGAUGAGAUGGACCAGUGUGCGCACGGCUCCGCCGCCGAGGAGCGCGCGAUCGUGGAACUGGCCCAGUCAUUCGGC